CACACUCAACCACUUCCCAUCCUUCCAAAAGCCACUCUUUUGCGCCCUUUGCCAACUUCCACACCGGUGCCUCCACCUGCGCCGCCUUCCCCGUCACGUAUUACACCUAGUACACACACUUCUUUGUCACCGCAGGAACUACCUGUGGUCUCUGACGACCUUGGUCCUCUUUCUCCUUCGCUCUCGCUCUCGUCCCAUCCCGAGCCUGCCCAAGCCCUCCCCGCGCUUUUCGAUCCGAUCCGAGCGUCUUUUUCUGGACUCUUCGAAGCUUCCUCUCCCGCGCCUCUGAACUCUGCACGUACUGCUGCUGCUGCGAGUGGACCUGCUGGUGGUGUUCCGACCUCGACUUUGAUCUCGGACUCGACGUUGGCUACCGCAUCUGCAUCGACGACAAGCACUUCUUCUCGUCCUUGUAAUGCCGAUCAGCACCCUACCGUUUGCCCCUGCUGCACGCCUCUCCCGCAGCCUACACAAGACAUGGCACUGUCCUCGCCGCGAGUGACUUUUUCGGCUUCCCAGCCGCUCCUCUCGUCGUUUUCGGCGAUGCCUUUGACAACGACCACGACGACGACGACGAUGACGAUGCCUGCUUCCUCUUCUUCUUCCGCGGCAGCCGGCGCCGGCGCCGGCGCCGGCGCCGCUCCGCCCGCCGGUGACCACAUUCCGGUCCCACCCGGCGCCGCUUACGACCGCACCGCCGCCCAUCAGAAGGGCGUGCAGCACUUUGUGCAGCGGACGUACGAGAUGGUCUCGGUCUCCUCCACGGACUAUUGCAUCCAGUGGACAGCGUCUGGCACCUCGUUUGUCCUCACAGAUUACGAGACUGUCGGCGUCGCCGAGCUGGCCAACUUUUUCUCUCACUCGAACAUCAAGUCGUUCAUCCGCCAGCUCAACAUGUACGGUUUCCGCAAGAUCGGCGAGCCGAACCACUGGGAGUACACCCAUCCGUACUUUCUCCGCGGCCGUGUUGAGCUUCUCCGCUACAUCCGCCGCAAGCCGCGCCGCCGUGGCGGCAAGGCCAAGGCUGCUGCUUCCGCCGCUGCUGCUUCCGCCGCCGCCGCGCCACCGGCGAGCCUCGACGCCAACUCGCCGGCCGCGCCGGCCGUCGUCUCGGGCCUCCGCGCUGAGGUCGCCUCGCUCACCAACGAGUGCGCCGCGCACCAGGCCCAAAUCGAGUCGCUCACCUCGAAGCUCAACUCGCAGGCAGCGCAGGUGGAGACGCUGCUUGCCGAGAACGCGCGGUUGCGGGCUUCGUGCGCGUCGGUCGGCUCGGUCCAGUCGCUCCUGCAGGAGCAGGUCUCGGAAAUUGUGGCCAUGGUCACGGCGGCAGCACCGCUCUCGCGCAAGCGCAAGGCCGACGACGACCUCGAGGCGAUGCUGGACCAGCAGCUCGCGUCGGCCCUCGGCAUCGGAGCUCUGGUGACGCCACUCUCGCUGGCGCCGAUGCCCGAGCCGUCGCCGUCGGCGGCGUCAGGCGCAGCGCCGAGCACCAAGGCCUUCCCCUCGGUCACGCUCGGAAACGAGUCCGCUGGCGCCCGCCCGCGCAAGCGGCAGCGCCCGAUCUCGGUCUCGGUGCCGCGGCGGGCCCGCGGCGCUCCGGCGCCCGGCCCACCGCCGUCGCUCACGCCGUCGCCGCCGGCCGCUCCGCUCUCGGCGGCGUCGACUCACCUGUUCAGCUUCCCGCCGCUCGACGCGCUCUCGCCCCUCGCCGCCGUCGCGCUCCUCUCAUAGGCGAGCGGCCUUUUUUUUUUCGCAACUACAUCACA
Messenger RNA from Thecamonas trahens ATCC 50062, 1766 nucleotides. Its product is annotated as heat shock transcription factor 34. Gene Ontology annotation, biological process: regulation of DNA-templated transcription. Bases 478 to 1731 code for a protein of 417 amino acids. NCBI's taxonomy places the organism in Eukaryota, Apusomonadida, Apusomonadidae. The transcript has a single exon. Gene Ontology annotation, molecular function: DNA-binding transcription factor activity; sequence-specific DNA binding. The record is from RefSeq and is a predicted model, not a curated record.